AGCGAAGAACAAAGUGAUAUCUAAAGAGCGAAAUAACUCUUUGACGUUACAAACGUCGUCCUUUUACCAAUCUACAAGUUUAAAGGACGCACGACCAUCUUUGCUUGCUUAUGGUAGACGCUGGAGGUUCUUCUCCUUCUCUUCUUCCUUCUCUCUUUAUUUCAAAGACGAUUAUAGACGAACGGUUAGGUAGUAGAGGAGAGACGACGCAUCGAGAGUUCGUCGAACGUUUCGAGGUCAGGGUCGGUCUUUCGAAGAAGAGACAGACAUGCGGUCGUGCAUGCACGAAGAUCGAAGGUCUUGGCACUUGGCGUUUAACCAAGACAUCCAUUGCACUCUAUAUUUAGCUGAUAUUGCCAUAGCGAGCUUUGCAGGAGGGAUGACGCGAGGGGUGUUUUAUAUUUCGAGGACGAUCGGGGGUCGUGACUUCGGUGCAGCCGCUCUCAGUGACUCAUUUCUCGCCUCCUUGAAUCUUGGGGCCUGGGUGGGGCCGGCUGGCUGGCCAGCCGGCCGGUCGAAACGUUCUUCCAACUACCGGCGGAAGUUCCUGCCUUCCUGCCUUCCUCCUGCUUACCUCUCAUCGCUCUGUCUCUCUCUCUUUUUUUUGUCUACCUUCGUGCGUUGUCUAUUCUUCUCACACAUUGUCUAUCAUUAAGAAGAUCUUAAGAAUAUUUGCGUUGUUAUACAUAAAUAUUUAUCGCUAUAAUCUUCAAGUAUAUUUAUCGACAAUAUAAGCGCGUUUAGUACUUGUGUUUAUUAUUUAGAAUGAACGUUGAAUCUAAUUUAUGUAGUAUUGUUAUUAUUUAAUUAGAUGCAAUCUUGAUUGGUAAAGUGUUUAAAAUCGAAAACAAAAACUAUAAGUAGCGUGUAGCUUGUUAUUACUCGAUAAGCCUUAAUGGAGAAGAAAGAAAAAUCGAAAGGGGACAAUCAUAAUGCAAAGUGCUGCACGUUACUUGUCACGGCUAAAAACAAUGCAGAGCAACGGUUCAGAGAAUAUGGGACCCGAAAAUGGCGUUGAAAAAUCUGGAUGGACGGUUGGAUUGAUUAAUGGAAAAUACAAGUACCUUACGGCUGAAACUUUUGGUUUCAAAAUCAAUGCCAAUGGAUCAAGUUUGAAAAAAAAACAAUUGUGGACUCUCGAAGGAAGCGAUCAACAAGUAUUUCUUCGUUCUCAUCUGGAUCGGUAUUUAGCCGUGGAUCAGUUUGGAAAUGUGACUUGCGAAACAGAAGAUGUUAAUGAUCCUGGCUGUGCUUUUCAAAUACAGAUGGCCUCUGAUGGAAGCGGACGUUGGGCUCUAAAGAAUAUCCAGAGAGGUUAUUUUCUAGGGUCUAGUCAAGAUGAGUUGAAAUGUACAGCUAAAGCUCCUGGUGAGCCAGAAUACUGGCUUGUACACCUUGCUGCCAGACCACAGGUAAAUCUUAGAUCGGCUGGAAGAAAACGUUUUGCUCAUUUAAGUGCAGCGCAAGAUGAAAUUCAUGUCGAUGCACCAGUACCAUGGGGCGAAGAUACUUUAUUUACUUUGGAAUUUCGUCCUGCAGCUAUGGCAGAUCAUGAUGAUGAUCAUGGAGAUCAUGUCAAAUCAGAAGGUGGACAUUAUGCCCUUCAUACUUGCAAUAAUAAAUAUCUUGCACGAGAUGGUAAAUUGUUAGAUAGUUGCACUAGAGAUUGUCUCUUUGCGGCAGAAUUUCAUGCAGGGCUACUUGCUCUCAGAGAUAUCAAUGGUGCAUACUUGGCACCAAUUGGAAGCAAGGCUGUAUUAAAGUCUAGAUCUACAACUGUAACGCGCGACGAACUCUUUUCUUUGGAAGAGUCUCUUCCACAGGCUUCCUUUGUUGCUGCUCUGAAUCAGCGAUAUGUUUCUGUAAAGCAAGGGGUCGAUGUAACUGCAAAUCAAGAUGAGAUUUCUGGUCAUGAAACAUUCCAACUAGAAUUUGAUCGUGUCACAAAACGAUGGUACGUACGUACCAUGCAGGAUCGUUAUUGGAGUUUGGAAGCCGGUGGUGGCAUUCAAGCUGCUGAUCACAAAAAAUCUUCAAAUGCUCUUUUUGAUCUUGUUUGGCAAGAGGAUGGCACAGUAGCAUUGCGUGCUAACAAUGGCAAAUUCGUAGCUACCAAACGUUCUGGCCAUCUUUAUGCAAAUGCUGAACUUACAAAUGGAAGUGAUUCAGAUGCUUGUAAAUAUUAUUUCUAUUUGAUAAAUAGACCAGUUUUAGUACUUCGUUGUGAGCAAGGCUUUGUGGGUCCUAAAAGUACAACUAGCCCCAAGCUUGAGUGCAAUAAAGCCAGUUAUGAGACAAUUCGGGUCGAACGAUGUGAACGUGAUAUUGUUAGAUUUAAAGGACAAAAUGGAAAAUAUUGGCAUGCAGAUAGUGAGGGAGUAACUGUGGAUUCUGAUGUACCAUCCGAUGGCUUUUACUUAGAAAUGCGCGAACCAUCUCGUCUUUGCAUUAAAUCUACUGAUGGUCGAUAUCUUACCGCAGGUAAAAACGGUGUUUUACGUUUAGGAGAAACAGAUUAUGAUUCUGCCACAAAAUGGGAAUUUUAAUGUGGCUGGUUUUGGAGAAACAUAAUCCAUCAGGUGUGAUUAUAUCUCAUCGUAUUUUUUACAUGGGAACGUAAGAACAAAAACUUUGUUCCUACUAUGUACUUAACCAAGAACAGUUUUGUAAACCUCACCGUAAAACGAAUUUACGACAUAUCGAUGGUAAACUAUCUUCAUGGGGCUACAAAAAAAGAUAUCGUAAAUUUGCAUAAAUCAAAGACUGACAGCUAUACUAACUGUGAAUUAUUAUGAGCCAAUCAUUAUUAUGAGCUUUUUUAUACGCAAUGCUUCAUUUUAUAUAAACUAUACAAUCAAUUUAUCGCGUAAUAAGCUUCACUAAAGUAAAUAAUUUCAAUUGCGUCAACGCACAUUGACAAUACAUAUUUGAUAUUUGAUAAAGUCGUGUAUUAAAAGUGAGGAUGUUCUUUGUGGGUCAUUUAUAAGAUAUCUUUAAUACAGCUUUCCAUUUUUAAUAGCAUAUAUGCAUAUAGAUUAUCCAUAAUUUAAAUUAAGGGAAGUAUAACAGUAUGAACGUUCAUAAAUUGGUCAUAGGCCAGUCUUUGUUCCAUUACUGUUCUCUACCAAAAGCAUAUAUAUAAGAAUACUAAAUUAUAUCCCAUUUUAAGUAAGCUAACAUAACAAUUUCAAACUGAAGAUAUUAAAUAUUUGUUUGUGACGCUAAAAUGUGAUGCAUUUUAUAUAACACAUUUUACAUUUAUAAUACUUAUUAUUUUUAAGAAAUUGUCAGUUCUCACAAAAAAUAGACCAAUAAUUUCUUUUUACUCGCAUAUCUUUAAACUCAAACUAAGGAUUAAUCUAUUUAGUAUUGUAUAAGUUCAAAAUUAUUAUUGAAAUUGACCAUAAGUAAUUCAAUAUUUAUAUAAAAAUUUAUAGCGUUUCAUCUUAUAAUAUGAGAAUUAUUCCUCCAAGUGCUAAAGAUUAUAAAUCUAUAAUUUUAUCUAACAAUUUAUUACUUGCGCACAAAUUUGUGUAGCUUUCAUAAAAAAGAUACUACUUUUUGAAUCCCUUAUUAAAGUUAACAAGUAUAAUAUCUAUAUCUUAUAGCAAUACCAUGAAAUCAAAUUUGAUGAAUACACUUGAGGAAAAAAUGAUGAUAUACUAAAAUGUAAUACGUAGGACUUACUUAUUGUCAUUGGUCAUCAAUUUAAACCUAUUAAGGACGAAUAUUGUAUAAUCAUGUAUUUUUAAUUGUCUAUGCAUUGCGCAAUAUAAAAAUUGUGUCUAUUUUUGCUAUUCAUUGUGUAAAAUUUUUACAAAUGUGCAGAUUUGUUUCUUUUUAAUUUUAAUUUUUUUUUCUUUUUUAAAUACUGUAAACAACUAUCGAUACUUUAAACUAAAAUCCCAUAAACAAUUAAUAAUUUUAUUAAGGAUUAUUAACAAGAAUGUAAUAAACAAUUUUAUAUUGACUGAAAAUAUUUUUUCUAUGAAAGAAAGCCCUAUUAUCAUUUUUCCCUUGAUUUGUUAGAAAACUCAUUAGAUGGGAGAACUAUUUAAUAUAUACAAUAAAUGAAUAUAUUAUAUAUUUUAAUUCUUUGUAAAUUGUCUAUCUCGUAAGCGUCAAUAUGGAAAAUAGGUUUUGAAGUACGUGACGAAGGAAUGAUACAUGUUUAAAGAUUACAACAUGAAAACUAUAAACUUCAUUUUACAUUACAAAGCUUGUUCUUACUUAUAAGGAAACAUAUUCUUCAAAUUAAAAAGUAUUCAAGAAACUACACUAAUACCAAAAGUAUUAAUAAUAAUAAUAAUAAUAAUAA
Molecule: messenger RNA, 4318 nt
Organism: Vespa crabro (European hornet)
Lineage: Eukaryota; Metazoa; Arthropoda; Insecta; Hymenoptera; Vespidae
Gene: singed
Product: protein singed
Exons: 8
Coding region: 933-2546 (537 amino acids)
Biological process (GO): actin filament bundle assembly; establishment or maintenance of cell polarity; cell migration
Cellular component (GO): cytoplasm; actin cytoskeleton
Molecular function (GO): actin filament binding; protein-macromolecule adaptor activity
Source: RefSeq, a predicted model, not a curated record